This is a messenger RNA of Epithele typhae, 2757 nucleotides long. RefSeq lists its product as uncharacterized. Lineage: Eukaryota; Fungi; Basidiomycota; Agaricomycetes; Polyporales; Epitheliaceae. The transcript has 7 exons. Gene Ontology annotation, molecular function: protein binding. The coding region runs from base 1 to 2757 and encodes 918 amino acids. The record is from RefSeq and is a predicted model, not a curated record.
AUGGAAUCUCCCAUAGAUCGUCUCGACGAUGAUGUUCUGCUCAUCAUCCUCUCCUAUCUCGAGAGGCGAGAUCUCUGCGCCUUGUCGCUCACCUGCAAACACUUCCAUGUGAUCUCCUCUCCAAGAAUCUGGAAAAUCCUUCUGAUAGAUCGGGAUUUCUUCGUAUCCCGGUGGCAUGAGAAUAUCGGCACCAACGCUCAUUAUGUUCGUGAGAUGGUGAUCCGUGUCAACUUCGACAAGCCACCUACACUCGCCGAUGUCUUGUUCGCAACGACGAACAUCCGUUCCCUCGAGGUAUCCUAUCUGUCUCUCCUAUAUAACGACCCGCGUCUUUCUAUGGCUCUCGCAGGGCUGCGGGAGCUGCGGGAGCUCUCUUGCGGUUGUGUCGAGGACAAAAUGUUGCAGAUGAUCCAAAGUAUCCCCUCUCCCAAUCUCACAAGCCUCUGUCUAGGCUAUGAAGAGAAAUCAAACGUUUGCGAAUACCUCCCCUCCCUCAUCUCCGCCAUCGGAUCCUUCCCUCGCCUGUAUGCUCUCAUUCUAGCGUUUCUCAAGCCGACCACCGCUACCGACGUCACCGGGUACCCGCCAUUCACCUCCAUCCGGCAGCUCACCCUCACCUGGGUCACCGAGCCUGUGACUGACAUGAUCUAUCUCUGUCCCGACGUCACCUCCCUGGACCUUGGUGUCGACUAUCCUCGCCAAAUAUCGAUGACGUGGGGCACCAAGCUCUCUGACCCCACGGGAACUCUCUGGCAAGAGGUCGCCGCGGGCGCCCCGCGCCUGCGUGCGCUUGUGCUUCAUGUGGAGUCAUUCAACGCCGACGACGCCGACGACGAGGGGUAUGGACUCCCCUGGUGGGAUGCGCUCGUGCUGGAGCUCGCCCGCCUCCCGCUCGUCUGCCUCCAUCUCAAGGCGGACCCAGAAUUGUUUGAGUGGAAGGAGGACGUGGAGCGCCCAGAGUUGCCCGAGCGGGACGCGGAGCGCCAGCGCCUCCGCGCGUUCGCCGCGUUCCCCGGGAGGCUCGCCGCGGCCAUCCCCACACUGCGCGUGGUGGGGAUAUCGGAUGGGUGGCGCCAGUCGAAGGGCAUGCGGUCAACGCGGUGGUGGCGCGUCGAGCGCGGCGACGACCACGGCCACGGCGCGUCGCGGUGGUUGGUUGAGCUCUGGCGCGAAGACGGGGAGCGGGCGCUGCGGCUCGCGCAGAGGAGGCGUUUUACCCACGCGUCGUCAGAUUUCUUCGACCCAGACUCGAUACCCUUCCUUGAAACCCAGCAAUUUCCCCCCGCCGACCCAAUAAUGCCGUCUCUAGUUGAAGACGUCCUCUUGGAUGUCAUGAUGAUCUCCGAUAACAAGACCAUUUCUUGUCUCAUGCGAGCAAACAAGUCUCUCAACUAUCAAGGAGCGAAAUACCUCCUGAACACAGACAUUGUCGACCUGUACCGAAGCCGGGACCUGGACUCGCUCAUCCACUUCCUCGACGCUCAUGGAGGCUACCGAAUUCCGUUCCUUAAGGGUAUCUGCCUGGAGAUGGAUCCCCUCCAGCGGUCGACCGCACAGCGCCUAGAUGGUCUCUUGACGAAACAUGCUGAUAAAGUGUCCAUGAAGAAGCUUCACGCCCGCUGCCUCGAGUCUCUGCUCACGUCCCACCCGUUCCUCUCAGAUACGUUUUCGCGCCUUUCCACGCUCGAAGAUCUCCGUUUCGGUCUGAUGGGCAUCCUCGGAUCAAAGAUGCUGCAUAACUUCCAGUCGAAAGUCAAGGUCGCCAACCUCGAAUGGAUGCCGACCCCUAAGUUCGAUCACACCAACCACGAGAACAUGCACGCGGAAGAGGAUGCUCGGAAUGCGAUCCUUGUGGUCAAAAACUUCCAGUCCUCACUCAAAAGGUUGAAGACGAACCGUGCCCAGCUCCAGCGAUUCGACGGGAACAACAACUUUAAGGAAGUCUAUCCAUGCGUCACGGACCUCGAGCUCAGCAACGUCGUGAUCGACUCGAUUAGCACAGUUGCCGUCGCGCGCGCGUUCCCUAACCUCGAACACCUCGACACGGGCACGAACAACAACUGGAUCAGCGACCGCGACGAGCUCGACGACCAGCACGAGAUGAACGUCAUGGAGCAGACGCAGAAGGGCUCCUGGAGGUCGCUGAAGUCCGUCACCUCCGGCCUCGACGAUCUGUACAUCCUCAGCCCGACCUGCCACAUCCACGGCGUCCACAUCUCCGGCCCGAAGAUGCACAUCCGCUCUCUCCGACGCAUCCUGAAGCGCACACGGCCGGUCCACUUCGCCCUCUUGCAGUACGAAGGCAACCUCUUCACGCCCGGCCUGACGGAGAUGUUGCGCAAGCCGUGCGUGGAGCAGGUCGAGUGCUUCGAGACUGUGAUGCGCCUCGGGAGCGCUCUCCCAUCGGAUCUCAUCGAUGGACCCGCGAUGGUGAACAGCUGGGUCACCGGCAUCAGCGGGCUUCCGCGCCUGCGUGUGCUCGCGCUCGCGCUUUAUUGCUCGCUCACGCCGCCGGGCUCCCUGGCCGCGCCCGUGUCCUCUCGCGCUGAGCGGUUCUUCAGGGCGCUCGACUUCGACGCCCUCGCGCAGCGUCUCUUUUCAGCGAUCCCGACACUGGAGACGCUUGAGCUCGCGAUGCGGGGACUGUGCGGGCGGGAGCCAGUGUUUCUGCGCCGCGGACCGGAGAACAGGGAAUUCGAGACUGGCGCGGCGUUCACGGUGCAUUUGAUGGACAGGCUGUCGGAGUUCAAGGGGUGA